UCAUGCCCCAAACAUGUUAUUAUUUUUAACAUAGGCCUCUGUAUGGCCUUCAAUUUAAGCUGCUUACGCUUCGCCACUCUGCCAUGGGCCCCUGUACCGCCUCCUCUUGCUGCUGCCAGGUCCAGAGCCUGUGUAUGGCUUUCAAUUGAAGCUGCUUCUGCUCCGCCACUCUGCCAUUGGACUCUUGAUAGUCGUCUCCCCACGCUGCUGCUGGGGGGACUUUUUAACAUAGGCCUCUGUAUGGCCUUCAAUUUUAGCUGCUUACGCUCCGCCACUCUGCCAUGGGCCCCUGUACUGCCUCCUCAUGCUGCUGCCAGGCCCGUAAUCUGCCAUGGGCCCCCGUACCGACUCCUCAUGCUGCUGCUGCCCGGCCCGUAA
This is a messenger RNA of Staurois parvus, 378 nucleotides long. The record is from the annotation of a GenBank genome assembly. Lineage: Eukaryota; Metazoa; Chordata; Amphibia; Anura; Ranidae.